CCCUUCCCACCUUAGGCCUUCCUGGAAUGGGGAGGCCCUACUCAGAAUUUUCCCUGCCCCACUUGGCCGACUGCAUUUGUUCUGGAGUAGACAAACCACCCUGGACACAGUACACAGAGCCCAGAGUUUGGGCUCCAAGGGAAACAAAAGGAACUGCCUGGAUUCCCAUGGCUAUGGCCAGCACCUUCAUACCAGGGCUGAACCCCCAGAACCCUCAUUAUAUCCCAGGGUACACCGGACACUGCCCACUACUUCGGUUCAGCAUGGGCCAGACCUAUGGGCAGAUGACUGGUCAGCUACUUCGAGGAGUUCCUGGCCUGGCCUGGCCCCCUGCCCAUCGCACACUUCUGCCUCCCAUCCGGCCUCCACCAUCUCCUGAGGUUCCCAGAGGAAGACCAUCUGUCAGGCGUGGACAUGAAAGGCUCAGUUCCAGCAUGAUCCCAGGGUACACAGGUUUUGUACCCCAGGCACAGUUCCUCUUUGCCAAGAACUGUAGCCAGGUCUGGACUGAGGCUCUGAAUGAUUUCACUCAGUGGUCUGGGGGACAAAGGAGUCAAGAACUGCCGAAGGAAGCCAAGGGAGAAAAAGACGUGGGGAAAGACCAAGAACCAAAGCCAGAGUCAGAGCUGGAGGCAGAGAAGGAGCUGGAGCCGGGGCAAGAGGCAGAACAAGCUUCCCCCUAUUCCAUGGAUGACAAAGAUCCUCGCAAGUUCUUCAUGCCAGGCUUCACUGGUUAUGUGCCCCGGGCCCGCUUCCUCUUCGGCUCCAGCUUUCCUGUGCUCACCAACCGGGCACUGCAGGAAUUUGGACAGAUGUAUUCAAGGGGCAGAUCCCAGAAGGAUCCCAAACAUCUCCCCCCACUUUCUAGGACCUACCCUCAGAACCUGGGCCUGUUACCUAACUAUGGAGGCUAUGUGCCAGGGUAUAAGUUCCAGUUCGGUCGCACGUAUGGGCAUCUCACCCAUGAUGCACUGGGCCUCAGCACCCUCCAGAAGCAGCUCCUGGUAUAGGUACCUGGACUUCAGGUUCUGUCUUCCCUUUCUUCCUAUCCCAGCCAUCCUUUUGCAAGGAAGAGAGGUGGGCCGCAGGGUGGGGGGAGGCACAAAGAAAAAU
Molecule: messenger RNA, 1113 nt
Organism: Panthera uncia (snow leopard)
Lineage: Eukaryota; Metazoa; Chordata; Mammalia; Carnivora; Felidae
Gene: CIMIP2B
Product: family with sequence similarity 166 member B
Exons: 7
Coding region: 27-1010 (327 amino acids)
Source: RefSeq, a predicted model, not a curated record